AUGCCCAAAGCUUGGCAUCAGACUUUAGUAGCGGCACUCUUUGAUGGAAGCGAGAGUGGAGCAGCUCAUGCACAUGCAGAGUUCCUGUUUCCUCAGAAGGAGCUUUCGCUUCAUCUGCGGGGCCGAACUGUACAGACUUCCUUCAACGACCCCGUGCCACAGCUGGAUCCGAGAGACGCUGCCAGCCGCAUGUCGGCCGGUGUGGACGAGGCAGAUCACAAGUCAAGUGAUCCUGAUGCGGUUGCCCGGGAGGAGCAACACUUGCCGAAGGAGGCCAUUCCCUCCAGGAAGGAUUGCCCAGAGAUAACGUGCGAGAAGUGCCCCGAGUGUCCAUCAUGCCCCAUUUGCCCCUCGUGUCCGCAUGGUUUCAGGCACCCGGACGAUGAAGGCAGGCCGCCUGCAGUGGAGGGGAAGAUUGUCUGCAACCACAUGGACAACAACUGCCCAUUCUGUCCAGCCUGCCAGUGUCCGGAGUGCCCGAAAGAGUGCAGGCAGGGAAAGGUAAGCAGAAGCAGUGCUGAAGACUUGAACUCCGAGAGCACUGAUGGCGCUGGUGCCUACGAGCUACUACGCGGACCGACCACGCUGAGCGAGGCCGACGUAAGGUGCGUAACCAGGCGGCAGCUGCUGCUGCCGCCUGGCAGCGACUGGGAGCAGGAGGUGGAAACCAUGAGAUCUGGGCAUCGAUGCCGGCAUGGCUGGCCGCAAGCCCUCGUGAUGGAUCCGCUGCGCGCGUCUGGGAAGAUAGGGGAUCUCAUGCGCUUAACGUGCCCACUGUUGGUUGCUGCCAUCGAUGACUAUGAGACAACUGCCAUCGAGGCGUACAACACGCGAUUGAAGCAUGACAAGAUGUGGCGGUCUCAGCUGCUAGCCACGCAUGAGGCGCACAGAACUAUGCGUCAAAGGUUUAUGUCGGAGCGUGAGGGCAAGCUUGCCCAAGCCAGAAACGCCAUGGGAAGCCAGACGGUUGACGUGAUCAUGACAACAGGCCUGUCCAACAUGAGGUUUUCAGCGAACUCAAGUGAUGUGAAGUGCCUACAUGCGCAAGUGGCCGACGAGCUGUGCCGCGGCAACAACAUCAUCGGGCGACAGGUGCUGAUCGACCUUAUGGAGAGAAACAUUCAGGUCGACGGCACAGCACACUGCUGUGAUUUCUGCAACGUCAGCCAGCCACUCGACGAGUCGCGCUGGAUCUUUGGCCACGCUAAGAACAACCUCCGCAAGCGGGUGAACAGGGCGCCGAACGAUCCGCCGACGGUCAAAUUGGACGAGAAUGGCCAAGUGAAAGCUGCAAACGGCUUGCCUGUGAACCCGCUCGUGCAGGCGAUCAACGAUGACGUGAAAGCGCAUGCGUAG
This is a messenger RNA of Symbiodinium natans, 1356 nucleotides long. Lineage: Eukaryota; Dinophyceae; Suessiales; Symbiodiniaceae. The record is from the annotation of a GenBank genome assembly.